Protopterus annectens (West African lungfish) is the source of this 2203-nucleotide messenger RNA. RefSeq names its product store-operated calcium entry regulator STIMATE-like. Gene Ontology annotation, molecular function: calcium channel regulator activity. Gene Ontology annotation, cellular component: cortical endoplasmic reticulum; membrane. The transcript is spliced from 8 exons. Gene Ontology annotation, biological process: activation of store-operated calcium channel activity. The record is from RefSeq and is a predicted model, not a curated record. NCBI's taxonomy places the organism in Eukaryota, Metazoa, Chordata, Ceratodontiformes, Protopteridae. Bases 204 to 1094 code for a protein of 296 amino acids.
UUCCCUUCCGACGUCAUGACGUUACUCCAGUUCACAGUACGCUCUUAAAGGUGUAGUCCUGCAGGUCUUGUGGGUUUCUUUCUCUUGGGGGACAUUGGAGACGCUGUGUCUCCCACUCGGACUGAACAAACAGGGUCUGUGAUCUUUGUGUAUGUGUGGGGCAGGUUGGGGCCGGCCUGCGUGCCCGUGCUCCCAGUACGGCCAUGACAUUACCUCCGCCCGUGAACAAUGCGAACGGCAACCUCAGCACCAAAGCGGCGUCAGCACCGGCCGGGCCCGGGUACCCGGGAUGCAAGAACGGGGCACUUAUGGACAGCUUCGGCAUCUUCCUGCAGGGACUGCUGGCGGUGGUGGCGUUCAGCACCUUGAUGUUAAAACGUUUCAGAGAACCAAAGCACGAAAGACGGCCUUGGAAGAUAUGGUUUUUAGAUACCUCAAAGCAGGCGAUCGGUAUGCUGUUCAUCCAUUUUGCAAAUGUUUAUCUGUCAGACCUUACUGGCGAGGACCCCUGCUCUUUGUACCUCAUUAACUUCCUGCUAGAUGCUACAUUAGGCAUGCUUGUUAUUUAUGCCGGGGUCCGUGUAGUCAGCUGCAUUGUGGAGUGGCGACAGUGGGAAAAGCUGCGUUUUGGUGAAUACGGGGACCCACUGCAGUGCAGUGCGUGGGUCGGGCAAUGUGCCUUAUACAUCCUGAUUAUGAUGUUUGAGAAGACAGUAAUAGUUAUCGUGCUGCUAAUACCUCAGUGGAAAAAGAUCACGGUGCUGAAUCCGAUUGAGAACCCGCAGCUGGAACUGGCUGUCGUCAUGCUGAUCGUCCCCUUCUUUGUAAAUGCAUUAAUGUUCUGGGUGGUAGACAAUUUCCUCAUGAAGAAAGCGAAAACGAAAGCGAAGGUAGAAGAGAAUGGAAGUCAGGACUCCAGAAACGGCAACAAAGUGCGGUACAGAAGAGCUGCAUCACAUGAUGAGUCUGAAUCGGAGAUCCUUAUUUCUGCGGAUGAUGAGCUUGAUGAGUCAGACACAGAGGAGGACCACCGAAGAGUGACCACCUUGAAACCCACAAAGAAAAAAAAACAUCGCAUUGGGCUGCCUGUAUGACAGACUUAAGAUGACUUGGACUCUAAAAGCCUCCUUGAGGCACUUACUACAUUCUUUUUAAUAGUGGUCACAUGAACACAAGAAUUAAAAGCUACUGAAGAGUGGCAAAGGGACCACUGAAGUCAAGUGCCCCCUAGCUUUGCAGUGGACUGAAUGCUUGCAAAAGCCUUUCUUGUUACAAGGGGGACUUCGUGACAUUUAUGGACCAAAACAAGCUAAAACACACUAUACUACUACAUCUGGUACUGAACCAGAUGUAUUUCAGAAAAUGCAGCACUGGUUUAUUUUCCCUGGAUGUUUCUGAGGUAAUUGCAGAUUGCUGCAUGUUUUUACUGGGGAACCAUAUACUUACAAAUAUUAACAAAUGUGAUUGGUUACUAAGAGACUUCUUUUCAGCACGUUUGGGGUUCAGCCCAGGGCAGAGGUUUCAGGCUGUAAAGGCCCAGGGCAGAGGAUUCAGGCUGUAAAGGGUGUUUUUUAUUUAUUAUGCAGGCUGCACAAUUAAUUGGUCUUGUCACUGGACCGGCCUGAGCAUUUUUUGAUUGAAGUGGACUGUAAAGUCUUCUUUAUGCCCACUAACUCAUGUUUCAGAUGCAGUUUGUUUAUUUUUUCACACAAAUUCAUUCUUAUUUUGGAUAGUAUAUUUUUUAUAAAUAGUAUCCCUAUUGUAAGAUUUCUUUUUUUAAAGGGCAGGUUUAACAAGGCUUAUCAUUUGUGUUUUUGUUUGGCACCUGUGCCAAGGAAAUUCUGUAACUGGACAAGUUGUUAGGUCACACAGCACAAGUUGGAAUUAAUGUAUGUUUUUGUGUAUGGAGGAAGCUAAGGUACACACUGUUUACCUGUUACAAAAUUCAUCCUGUUUCUUCAAUGUGUAACCCCAGUCAUGAAAUGUUGCAAGUCUAAAAACAACCCAAAUUGUUUCAAGUGGUAAAUGUCUGGUAUUUAUGUAAACACGGCUACUACCUGUUACUGUUCAGGUGACACGGAAACCCUGCAACGUGAAAUGGAAAAGAGGAUCAAGAAAGAGCUUAGUAGCUCUGGCACUUUCUACAAGUAAGAGCCACACUGACUUUUAUUUAUACAUAUAAAUAAAUAUUUUUAAAAUGUGA